UUGGUGCCCCUUCCACUGGGACAGCCAGUCUUGGAACGCUUGGGUUUGGAUUAAAAGCUCCUGCAACAACAGCUGCCACAACAAGCACUGCCACUGGCACUACUUCUGCUUCUGGCUUUGCUUUGAAUCUUAAGCCGUUAACUACAACUGGUGCCAUUGGAGCUGGGACUUCUGCUGCCAUAACUACCACAACAACAACCAGCGCACCUCCAGUGAUGACUUAUGCCCAGCUGGAGAGUUUGAUAAACAAGUGGAGUCUGGAACUGGAAGACCAAGAGAAGCACUUUCUCCAUCAAGCAACUCAAGUUAAUGCCUGGGAUCGGAUGCUGAUAGAAAAUGGGGAGAAGAUUACUUCCUUACACAGAGAAGUAGAGAAGGUGAAGCUUGAUCAGAAGAGACUGGAUCAGGAACUGGACUUCAUUCUGUCACAGCAGAAAGAGCUUGAAGACUUGUUGACCCCUCUGGAGGAAUCUGUGAAGGAACAGAGCGGGACUAUCUACCUGCAGCAUGCAGAUGAAGAACGGGAGAGGACUUAUAAACUGGCUGAAAACAUAGAUGCUCAGUUGAAGCGUAUGGCACAAGAUCUGAAGGACAUUACUGAACACCUGAAUACAUCAAGAGGCCCAGCAGACACCAGUGACCCG
Messenger RNA from Charadrius vociferus (killdeer), 644 nucleotides. RefSeq names its product nucleoporin 62kDa C-terminal like (gene NUP62CL). The record is from RefSeq and is a predicted model, not a curated record. The annotation marks the transcript as partial. Lineage: Eukaryota; Metazoa; Chordata; Aves; Charadriiformes; Charadriidae. The transcript has 6 exons. Gene Ontology annotation, cellular component: nuclear pore; nuclear pore central transport channel. Gene Ontology annotation, biological process: RNA export from nucleus; protein import into nucleus. Gene Ontology annotation, molecular function: structural constituent of nuclear pore; phospholipid binding.